Messenger RNA from Ixodes scapularis (black-legged tick), 1057 nucleotides. RefSeq lists its product as uncharacterized. The coding region runs from base 26 to 1027 and encodes 333 amino acids. NCBI's taxonomy places the organism in Eukaryota, Metazoa, Arthropoda, Arachnida, Ixodida, Ixodidae. Gene Ontology annotation, biological process: symbiont-mediated perturbation of host defenses. Gene Ontology annotation, molecular function: amine binding. The transcript has 6 exons. The record is from RefSeq and is a predicted model, not a curated record.
UCUCGAAAGACGAGUGUACGUUGCAAUGAGGCUCCAGUACGCAUUAUUGUUCGCAUGCGUCGCCGCGGCUGAGGUCUGGGCGCAGUACGAGGAAUGGACGCCGAGCUUUCACUGGACGGAGAAAAUGACCAUCAAGAACCCGGAAAACAACCCUACCUUCAACGACCCAGAACUUGGGUCUCUGCAAGAUGCGUGGCAGGUCCUAGAAGAAACGUCAAACAAUACGUAUUUUCUGUUGUUUCGCACCCACGCUCCCGUUUAUAAGAUAUGUAUCUCCGCAACAGCAAAAAUCACAGACAAAACGAACAAAACUGCCAACUACACCGUAAUGAUUUACGAUUCGGAAAAAAAGAAAUACAAGAAUACCACAAUACAAGUGAGAGCUUUGAAUCAAACUGACUACCCGCUUGAAAACGUCAUAAGGGCAAACCUCAAAGGAACACUCCCAAGUGCUACUCCACUACCCCCAGGAAGCUACACGUACGCUGAGUAUGAUAACUCCACCUGCUAUUCCAGGAGUACCCCCUUCCCUGACAGGGGGGACGCUGCAAAACCUCAGCUGAGUACACUAGACUAUAAUGAUUUAAAUGAAGAUAUUCUAAAAAAGUUGUUCCGCUUCCCGGAAAAUCCUCAGUAUAUGGACAUGUAUGUGGUAUACAACGAGCCGCAAUGUUACGCUCUCAGGAGUCCCGCAGCCUGGGGAGGAUGCGACUUGUGGCUGAGAAAAACCGAGUUGAAAAGCAUAGUGGAGGACCUGAAAGACGAGAUUAUAAGAAAAGAAGAGGAACUGAUUGAGGAGUAUAAGAAAAAACUUGGAAUUUUUGAAAACUGUACUGCGCAACAUUAUCAAAUAGAAGAACUAACAGAUUACGUACAAGAUGACAUUGAAAGAUGGUUUCAAGAUGUCGUAUGGAAACGAAUUUCCCUCGACUGCAUUCUCGCCUUUAUGAUAACCUGCGGGGCCCCCGUGUUUAGAGUUUACAAUCCGGUAACCUGCAAUGCCUCACUAACGGGGCAAUACGUGUGAAGUUUCUACAAUUAUCACUCGUGAUCCUCA